Chelonus insularis is the source of this 2143-nucleotide messenger RNA. RefSeq names its product Cystinosin (gene Ctns). Gene Ontology annotation, cellular component: lysosomal membrane. The record is from RefSeq and is a predicted model, not a curated record. Gene Ontology annotation, biological process: L-cystine transport. The coding region runs from base 512 to 1651 and encodes 379 amino acids. Gene Ontology annotation, molecular function: L-cystine transmembrane transporter activity. Lineage: Eukaryota; Metazoa; Arthropoda; Insecta; Hymenoptera; Braconidae. The transcript has 9 exons.
AGCAAUGCAUUAUCAUAUAUGUCCUGGAGGAAAUGACGAUUGUGUACGUCCAGAUGAUUAAUCUAAACACACAAGUUAACUUGCGUGCAAAAUUUCUGAACACUGAGAGAGUAGGGAUUCAGUAUAAGAACAAUUUACUGUACAAGAUUGAAAAGAGAGUGGGAAAGACACCGUACGGUAGUUGAAGUCUGGUUGGUGACCAAUUUAUAUACCUCGUGUUUGAAGUAUUCAAGUCAUAACUGCUAUUGCCUUUGCAAGUGAAACGCAUAAAGCUCUAAAAUUAAGUUAAAAGAAUGUAAUUGUAUCAACUGAUCAGAAAAUAAAUUGUGUUGAAAAUUACUCGUCAUGAAGAAAUGGUCUGUGAUAAUUUUUAAUUUAGUGUUUUUAUCAUUAACGUGAUUUGAAAAGUAUUUUUUAAAUUAUUUCACAAACAGGAAUAAUUUUUCAAGUGACAUAGUUUGAAGAUAUUUAAUUCUUACAACGUGAAAAUAAGCAGAGAGAUAUAUUUGAGAUGAUAUAUUUUAUAACCAUGAAGAAGUUUCUAUUUAUACCACUGUUUAUGCUUUUGGCAGUCCAAUUUGCUAAUGCUAAUUUAAGAGUUAGUGUGCAAGAUUUAAGGAUCCUUAUCCAUGAAAAUAAAUCAUUUGAUGUUAUUUUAGAAAAUAGAUUACCUACUACAGUCAAUGUGACUUUUGAUGCUCAACAUGCAGGUUUAGUAAAAAUAAACCCUCCAACAUUCAAUAUCACAGCGAAUGAUUCCAGAUUAAAAUGGAGUAUUACUGUCCUUGCUGUGUCUCCUGGAUAUUCAACAGUCAGUGCCAAUGUAACACCUAAAAAUGUGACUGAUUUUUCUGAAGCCUUUGUGAGAGUGACAGUGGAGAGAUCUCCUGUUUUAUACCUAUUAAGUGAAGUUGUGGGUUGGAUUUACUUCCUAGCUUGGAGUAUAAGUUUUUAUCCACAAAUUUACAUUAAUUGGAAAAGAAAAAGUGUUGUGGGAUUAAACUUUGAUUUUUUGUCGUUAAAUAUUGUAGGGUUUCUUAUGUACUCCCUAUUUAAUUGUGGACUCUAUUGGAUUCCAGAAGUUGAACUUGAGUAUUAUAAAAGAUAUCCAAAAGGAUUGAACCCAGUUCAAGUUAAUGAUAUUUUUUUUGCAAUACAUGCUUUAUGUGCAACUGCCUUCACUAUUGGGCAAUGUUUUGUUUAUGAGACUGGUACGCAAAGAGUCUCAACAACAGCACGCUUUAUCCACUCAUUUUUCCUUAUUUUCAUCAUAGUAUCGAUCUUCCUAGGAAUAUUCCAUGUUAUUGCAUGGCUAGAUUUCCUAUAUUUUUGUAGUUAUAUUAAACUUGCUAUUACGCUAAUCAAAUAUAUUCCACAAGCUUAUUACAACUAUAAAAGACAAUCGACAGUUGGAUGGAGUAUCGGGAACAUAUUUUUAGAUUUCACUGGUGGAAUUUUAUCUAUGCUUCAAAUGAUUCUCAAUGCAUAUAAUUACGAUGAUUGGGAAAGUAUUUUUGGAGAUCCGACGAAAUUCGGAUUGGGAUUUUUUUCAGUAGCUUUUGAUGUGUUCUUCAUUUUCCAGCACUAUGUGCUAUACAGGCAUGAAUCUGAUUUACUAAAAUCUAAUACAUUCGUUGAGGUGUUAACAUGAAAAUUAAUUCAAUAAAUACGAAUGAUCAAGUAGGGAGCUAGACAAGCUGGCUUUUUAAUUUUUCAGGCUUCAAAGUGGAAAUAUGAUUGAUCUUAAAGGGCGAAUAUAAACUGAAUUCCAGUUAUUCAAUGAAAAUACGCAUUUUUGUAGAAUUUGUAGAAGAAUCAUUGUAACGAAUCAUGUUUGUACUGAGUGUUACAUUUCCUCACCAAUCAAUUCAUUCUGGUAGUAAGAAAUGUUUUUUAAUCAAACAUAAAAUAUUUUAAUUAAAAAUGAAUGUAAAAAUCUAGUCAAAGCAUUGUACAAUAUUUUUACUUGUUUAGAAUUUUAUAUAUUUAUUUACAAUAAGAUUCAAUAUAGGCAUGAUGCAUGAUAUAUACAGACAGCAAUAAAUUUGUAUAAUAUAUAAAUGCAUGAACGAAAUAUAAUUAAUUGAGAUAUUUCAUAUUUCAUUUUGUUUGUUAAUAAAGCUUUAAAUUACAAAAUGAAUUA